AUGGCCCCGGGGCUCAGCGCUUCUCCACCUGUUGUGGUUCUGCUCCUGUCCCUGCUGGGUCUGGCUGCUGCUGGGAAGCUCCUGGUGGUGCCAGUGGAUGGGAGCCACUGGCUCAGCAUGAAGGAAGUGCUGGACAUGCUCCAGCAGAAGGGACAUGAGGUGGUUGUGGUGGCACCUGAAGUCACUAUGCACAUCAAACCAUCAAAGAACUUUGUGAUGAAAAGGCAUUCAGGCCCACUCAACAACCAGGAAGAGAUGGAGAGAGAUUUCAAAGCAUUUUUAUACUCAUUAUUUGAGGAAGGAUCUUUUCUGAAAAGAUUUCUGAAAGUGUAUAAACAUAUGAAAAAACUCGGUGAUUUGGCAGUCAGCAGCUGUGAACAUCUGCUGCAAAACAAAGAGCUCAUGAGCUAUUUCGAGGAGAGCAAGUUCGAUGUCCUUCUUACAGACCCUGUAUUACCUUGUGGUGUGAUCCUGGCUGAGCAUCUUUCACUGCCGUCUGUGUAUUUCCUACGAGGAAUCCCGUGUGGGUUAGAUUUUGAAGCCACUCAGUGUCCCAAUCCUCCUUCCUACGUGCCCAGGGCAUUUUCACAACUUACAGACCGCAUGAGCUUUCUCCAGCGAGUGAAGAAUCUCCUGUUUGACACCCAAAACCUUUUCCUCUGUAAUUUUGCCUUCGACCAAUUCUCAAAUCUGGCUUCGGAGUUCCUGCAGAGGGAGGUGACUGUGCAGGAUCUCUUACGCAAGGGCUCGGUCUGGCUCCUCAGGUUGGAAUUUGUUUUAGACUAUCCAAGACCCUUGAUGCCCAACAUCAUUCCAAUUGGAGGAGUACAUUGUGCUCACAAGGGGCUCUCUCAGGAGGCUUGA
Messenger RNA from Hirundo rustica (Barn swallow), 864 nucleotides. RefSeq names its product UDP-glucuronosyltransferase 1A1-like. The record is from RefSeq and is a predicted model, not a curated record. The coding region runs from base 1 to 864 and encodes 287 amino acids. Gene Ontology annotation, molecular function: UDP-glycosyltransferase activity. The transcript has 2 exons. NCBI's taxonomy places the organism in Eukaryota, Metazoa, Chordata, Aves, Passeriformes, Hirundinidae.